AUGGCCCAUCCCGUGCUCCUCGCUCGGUCGCCCUCCUUCCUGGCUCCCUCGCGACGCUGCCUUCUCUCUCUCCCCACCUCCGCCCCCGCUUCCACCUCCCUCGGCGCCUCUCAAUCCCGUCGCCAUCUCCAUCUCCUCCGCCAGUCCAAGACCCUCCAAACCAACUCUCCCCGCCAACAAACCCGCCUCGUCCCCUCCCCCUCUUGCCCUUCCUCCUCGUCAAUCCGCCCAUAUCACUCACAACACCACCCCGACCCCCCGGUCCACGAAUACACCAACUCGCAAACCACCAUCCUCUCCGCCGCCCUCCGCCACAUCCCGCAGCAUGGCUUCACCCGCGACGCAUUGACCCUGGGCGCUCGCGACGCCGGCUUCCUCGACGUGUCCGUGCAGCUGUUCCCCCGCGCCGAGUUCGACUUGAUCUUGUUCUGGCUGGCGAGUCGACGGGGCUUGUUGCGCGCCAGCGUCCAUGACGGCCUGUUAGAUCAAUAUGCCGGGGUUUCCGUGGAGCAGAAAAUCAAGGUCUUGUUGAUGGAACGGUUGCGGAUGAAUGUUGAUGUGAAGCAUCAAUGGCAGGAUGCCCUAGCCCUCAUGUCCUUCCCCAGCAACGUCCCCCUCUCACUCUCCGAACUCCACGCACUCUCGGACGACAUCCUGAAUCUCGCCGGCGACGACUCCGUCGACACGACAUGGUACACCAAGCGGCUGUCCGUGUCCGCCAUCUUCGCGUCCGCCGAAGUCGUCAUGACCCGCGAGGCGCCGGGCUCGGGGCUCGCCGAGACCGAGGCAUUUGUGGACCGGCGCGUGGAAGAUGUUAAGGCUCUCGGGGAGAAAUUGUCAGGCGUGAAGCAGUGUUUGGGAUUCAUGGGUUCUACGGCUGUCGGGGUGGGGAGGAGUUGGGGGUUGAAGAUUUGA
Messenger RNA from Aspergillus affinis, 915 nucleotides. RefSeq lists its product as uncharacterized. Gene Ontology annotation, molecular function: lipid binding. Gene Ontology annotation, biological process: ubiquinone biosynthetic process. Lineage: Eukaryota; Fungi; Ascomycota; Eurotiomycetes; Eurotiales; Aspergillaceae. The coding region runs from base 1 to 915 and encodes 304 amino acids. The transcript is spliced from 2 exons. The record is from RefSeq and is a predicted model, not a curated record. Gene Ontology annotation, cellular component: mitochondrial inner membrane.